Bolinopsis microptera is the source of this 1242-nucleotide messenger RNA. Its product is annotated as hydroxysteroid 11-beta-dehydrogenase 1-like protein. The record is from RefSeq and is a predicted model, not a curated record. Gene Ontology annotation, cellular component: intracellular membrane-bounded organelle. Gene Ontology annotation, molecular function: oxidoreductase activity. Bases 19 to 963 code for a protein of 314 amino acids. The transcript has a single exon. NCBI's taxonomy places the organism in Eukaryota, Metazoa, Ctenophora, Tentaculata, Lobata, Bolinopsidae.
UUGUGAUGAUUAAUUAGAAUGAGAUGGUUAAGACUGGUGGGUGCAGUAGCAGUAUGUCUGCUGACUGUGUACCUCACCCCCCUCCUCUCACCCCUCCUCUCACCCCUCCCUCCCCUCCCUCCUGGUACUGUAGUCCUCAUAUGUGGAGCUAGUAGUGGUAUCGGUGAGGAGCUGGCCUACCAACUAGCUGGACAGCAAGCUAACUUAGUCCUUGUAGCCAGGACCAGAGACAAGUUACUCAGGGUUCAGGAAGGGGCCCUGGCAAGGGGGGCAGCUAACGUUGAGAUUAUUCAGUUUGAUUUAUCUAAUGCAGCUGAUAGUGCUGUUGUAGUUGAGAGAACUAUCGAGAGGUUCGGUAAACUAGACUACCUGGUGUUGAACCACGCAGCCAUGUUUUACGGCGCAUUUCUGGCCUUCCCCUACCAACAAGAACAAGAGUUCAUAGAGAAAGUGUUCAGAGUGAAUGUGUUGAGUCAGAUACAGAUAACAGUAAGUGCACUGCCGUACUUGGAAGCAAGCUCUGGUCACGUGUUUGUCACAUCCUCUAUAGCUGGGGAGCUACCUUUUACCUACGGUAUCCACCUCUAUUCCUCCUCAAAACACGCUCUUAACGGCUUCUUCUACAGUCUACAACAAGAACUGUUAGCAAGAGAGUCUCCAGUGUCACUGACUAUAGGAGCUCUGGGUCCUAUCUGGACUGGAGACAUGGAGUUGCUGAUGAAGGACGAUGUGUUGCCAGUAAAGAGUGUGAGUGGUAGUGUGGAGGACUGUGCGGGGGGUAUUGUUCAGGCUUACUUCACAAGACCUUCCACCUGGACCUUCCCUAAACCUGCUAACUAUCUCAUGAGGGCUAUGUGGUAUUUCAUCCCCACCUCGCUCUUUCAUAAACUCAUGAUUUAUCAGGGGAGAUACCUGGCUCGCAGGGUUAUGGGUAUGUGGAGAAGGUGGCAGAUUGGAACUUGAAGGCGGGGAUUGCCAAACAAAACCGUUUUCAGGAGGGGUAUUAUAAAAAGUCUACAGAUGAAAGUUGAUAGCCAAGUAACGUUACUUAACCGGCUUUCCUAUCGAUAAUUUUUGUCUAUCUUGUGAAAGGAAUCGGAACCAGAUAUCCCUGAGCCAAAAAUUGUGAUUCAAGAACUAAGAGAAGGGACUAUAAUAUAAGUUAUGAAAUUAAACCACACCUACCUUGUGCUAUUUGAGAUUGCUGUGCUUGUAUCCGCUCCCCAAUAGACUCGAAGUCGU